Messenger RNA from Cucurbita maxima (winter squash), 541 nucleotides. Its product is annotated as cytochrome P450 94B3-like. Bases 1 to 522 code for a protein of 173 amino acids. The record is from RefSeq and is a predicted model, not a curated record. The transcript is spliced from 3 exons. NCBI's taxonomy places the organism in Eukaryota, Viridiplantae, Streptophyta, Magnoliopsida, Cucurbitales, Cucurbitaceae. Gene Ontology annotation, molecular function: monooxygenase activity; iron ion binding; oxidoreductase activity, acting on paired donors, with incorporation or reduction of molecular oxygen.
AUGGGAAUUCAAAUGGAUGAUAAAUGGGAAAGGAAACUUCCCUUUGGAUUUGAUCGGGAGAAUUUGAGGCACGUACAACUGGAGCAAUGUAUACAAGGGGAGAAUUAUACCGUUGUGAUUGAAGAGGAUUGGCUUUAUUCGAGCAAAUGGUUGAUCUCCGUUGGCCACGACGACAAGAUAAUUCGAGACAUGGCCAUAAGCUUCAUCAUGGCAGGUCGAGACAUGACAUUGGCUGCCAUGACAGGGCUCUUUUGGCUACUCACCCACCACUCCAAUGUUGAGAAACCAUUAGUAGAAGAGAUAGACCUUGAAUCAACUUUGAUACUCGAAAAGAAAUUUGAUUAUAAAUCUCUCGAGGAGCUCAAAUUUCUCAAGGCAUGCCUUUGCGAAACCAUGAGACUCUAUCCGCCAGUCCCAGUCCCAUGGGAUUCCAAGCAUGCCAUUGUCAAUGACUGGUUGCCCGACGGGACUCCAGUUCAGGCUGGAGACAAAAGUGACAUAUUUCCCAUAUGGGAUGGGUAGGAUGGAGGCAGUAUGGGGA